Molecule: messenger RNA, 1839 nt
Organism: Microsporum canis CBS 113480
Lineage: Eukaryota; Fungi; Ascomycota; Eurotiomycetes; Onygenales; Arthrodermataceae
Exons: 3
Coding region: 1-1839 (612 amino acids)
Source: RefSeq, a predicted model, not a curated record
AUGCCCGCCAAAUCUCAUGUCUCCCUCCUCAAGGGGACUCCGUUCAUAACCGGCCGGUUAUUCUUCUGUCCAUCAUGUUCGCAGAUACGCCGAUUCUGUAUUAAACCAGUUUCCUCGCCGAAAUCCAUACGCAAGCGCUACGCCUCGACUUUUCCCGGCGCAUCGAUAGUCAGUGCCACGAAGAAUAUACCCGAGAGGUUCCAAGAUCUUUAUAAGGCCUUGGAGGAGCUUAAAAAUACAUCUGCAAGCUAUGUUGAUUCGAGCAGGCUGCAAUUGGCGCAGAGGGGGAUAGAGAGCGAGAACCCAAUGAUACGGAUUGCGGUUCUCGGGCUGGGUGGUACUAAGACUGCCGCAAAACUUGUACGAUUACUACUUGCUGACCCGCUGGGUCCGAAGGAAGAUUGGGAAACCUUGCUCGACUCCCGCAGUAACAGUGAAUCUGGCAGUUUUCUUAUAAGAUAUGGGGAUAAGUUUGAAGUUUCAUCUGCAAAUAACCUGCUGCCAACAAUCUUAAUAUCAUCCAGCCUACUACACAAAGCGAACCUCGAAAUCCUGGUAUCACCUCUGGGUACGAAUAUAGCCUCGUCAAGCGAAUCUUUUGCGGCCUCUCUACAGGCAGCAACCAUUGCCAUUCCAUCCACGGAUGGCACCCCUGACACACACAUCCGAUACCCUGUGCACAGGUCUAUAAUAUGUGGUGAUGGGAUUGAUGGCCUGUUUGCGUAUGGCAGAUUAGCUGGUAAAUCAAAAGAGGGAGAGCUAGGCUCAACCAGGGCCGUAUUUCAGCUUGGAUUGAAUAAAGCACCUGAGAAGAGCGAAGGAGAGGUUUCUUUUGUUGAUAUCGACUGUGCUGAAGUGGCAUUGGAUAAGUUCCGCCAAUCAGCGCAAAAUGCGACGGAUUACCAGGAAGGAUGGGACAGAAGUGGAAUUCAACCAAUUAUUGAUUGGCUCUCAGCGGGUUCUACGGAUCAAGCUGUAUCUCCUGACCUGCGAAAUUUGCUUGACUCCGUACUGAAGGAAGCAGAUACGAAAAUUGAGCAGCAAGAGAAAAAGAAACUGGCUGAUAUGCAAGCGAGCUCUGUACCCGAAGAGGUACGGAACUCGUUAGAUGUAACAAUAUCGGAAUGGGCAGAGAGAGCCCACGGCGAGCUCCAGAGCUCUUUAGAUGAAGCUUUCAGAUGCAGAAGCUGGCGGAGUCUGGUGUGGUGGAAAUUGUUCUGGAGAGUUGAUGAUGUGCCGAUGAUAUGCUCUAACCUGCUGCGAAAACAGUGGCUUGUACAGGCGGAGAAAGAAGCUCUGUGGAUCGGUGGACGAUUCCAACAAGCCCGAUUGUUAGAAGAUGACUCUGCUUCGGAUAAUGGGAAAUAUCCUCCGGCUACAGAGGGACAUUUGCCCGAUCAGUUUCCAAGCACGCCUGGUUUCACACCGUGGAAGACACAGAUAACGGAAGGUCGAAAUAGCCUCAUAUCAUCUUCCAUCAUGCCGCUGCAUUCUCUUGCACAGAGUCUAGUCACGUUCAGCAUGUCGACGACUGGGUUAACGUCAGCUCUAUCCGCUCUAACUUACAUCUCCACAACCACCACUUCCCUUAGCGAGGCUGGAACCUUUGCUGCAGUGGGCUUAAUAUACUCUCUUUGGAGGCAACAGAAGAAAUGGGACCUAGCUCGCAAGACCUGGGAAAUAGAGAUCCGUGAGGAAGGCCGAAAGGCUCUGAGGCACACGGAAGAUUCCAUGAGAUUGGUAGUACGUGAUGGAAAUAGACCGGCGAUGCCGCCUAUAGAAAAGGAAGCUAAAGACAGCAUCCGGACGGCCAAACAAGCCUUAUCAAAUGUAUUAUAG